Capsicum annuum is the source of this 1896-nucleotide messenger RNA. Its product is annotated as DELLA protein RGL1-like. The record is from RefSeq and is a predicted model, not a curated record. Gene Ontology annotation, biological process: regulation of DNA-templated transcription. Bases 1 to 1794 code for a protein of 597 amino acids. The transcript is spliced from 3 exons. Gene Ontology annotation, molecular function: DNA-binding transcription factor activity; sequence-specific DNA binding. NCBI's taxonomy places the organism in Eukaryota, Viridiplantae, Streptophyta, Magnoliopsida, Solanales, Solanaceae. Gene Ontology annotation, cellular component: nucleus.
AUGGAUACAAAAUCACCGCAGCUUCAAUCUUUUAAACUUUCACCACGACCAGCAGUAAAACACAGGUCACCGAAAGCCGAGCACUUCACUAGUCCUGGAGUUCAGAUCAUGGAUAGUCACGAGCAUCUUCAAGAGUGUGGGAGAAAUGAAUUGAUCAACAAUAGCUUCGUAGAUCCAUGGUAUGAAUUGGACAGUGAGGAUCUUGAUUCUCUUUACGCUGUAUUUGACGACAAACAUCAUAAGAAUACAUCAGACAAACAAGUUGAGUUAUUGGAAGAUCAGCGACAAAACAUUUCAGAUCAUUGGACACAAAUUGAUGAUUCUUCCAAUAUGGUCUUGCAAGUGACCCCCGAAGCAUCUAAUGGCAUUCAGCCUCAGGUGCCAAGGCUUGGCGGUUUCCAUGACGAGAAAACAAAUUCCAUUUCUUUAGCAUCUUUGGAGCUCUUGAACAAUUGUGGGAGGUUGUUCAAGAAAUCAAGCGAGGAAAACUUGAGCAACGUAUGCAGGAACGAAGCUCGUGUAAGUAACAUACCUAAGUUGUCAACAGAAGAAAUCUUGCGAAUUGCUGGAGAAAGAUACAUCCAGUACUCCACCCACAAGGUAGACGGUCUUUCCAUGUUUAUACAUCCGUAUGCUUCAUCACUUACGGGACUUUCCAUAGAACAAACAAAGGACAUGGAACUUGUUCACCUCCUUUUAGCUGCCGCGGAAGAAGUGGAUCAGCAGCAAUUUCAUUUGGCUAGCCAAUCUAUUGCGCGCUGCCUGUGGAAGGCAUCUGCUACAGGUAAUCCGAUCCAGAGACUUUGUUUCUAUUUUGGUGAAGCUUUACAAGAAAGGAUUGAUCACAAAAUAGGAAGGUCCCCAAGUUUCGAAAGAAAAUUAAGGUUUUUAAGCACUCUGGCGUUAGGUACUACACCUGAAGCGUUAACCUGCCACACGGAAAUUCCCUUCAGUCAAGUAAUGCAAUUCGCAGGAAUUCAGGCGAUAGUUGAAAAUGUUAAAGGUGCAACCAAGAUUCAUUUGGUUGACUUUAAUAUCAGAAGUGGAAUUCAGUGUACGGGCUUGAUGCAAGCUCUUGCAGAACAACGCGACCGUCCAAUUGAGCUUUUGAAGAUAACAGCCAUUGGACACCAAGAAAAAGAGGAGAUUGAAGAAACAGGCAAGAGAUUACAAAGUUUUGCCAAUUCCUUGAAUCUUCCGUUUUCAUUUGCUAUGGUCUUUAUGUCCGACAUGAAAGAUCUCACGGCAGAAUCAGUCAAUGUUAAAGAAGAUGAAAUCGUGGCUGUCUAUUGUUACACUGUACUAAGGACAAUGAUCUGCAGGCAAGAUAAUUUGGACAACACGAUGCGAGUAAUCAGAGGACUAAGACCAGCUGUGGUGGUUGUUUGUGAAAUUGAAGCGAACCAUAAUUCACCUUCAUUUUUGAACCGUUUUGUAGAGGCAAUUUUCUUUUAUAGUGUUCUUUUUGAUUGCUUCGAGGACUGCAUGGAUAGAGACAAUUUGGUCAGAAAGAGGAUUGAAGUAUACCACAUCGGUGAAGGUAUCCGGAAUAUGGUUGCAGCUGAGGGUGCAGAAAGGUUCACCCGGAAUGUGAAGCUUGAUGUAUGGAGAGCAUACUUUGCAAGGUUUGGAAUGGUGGAAAUGGAGGUCAGUGAGUCAUCUCGGUAUCAAGCAAAACUGAUUCUCGAGCAAUUUUCUCAUGGCAGUUCCUGCAUUGUUCAAAAUGGCGGGAAGGCUCUCCUAGUUGGAUGGAAGGGAACACCCAUUAAAUCUGUUUCUAUUUGGAAGUUCUAGUGAGAAUUUACAUAACCGAUCCUAACGGAAUAAACUAGGAAAUGCAGAAACACCAAUUUGAACAAUUCAACGAAAUUUGAGUUAUGAACAAUGUAUCUGUCA